AAGACAACAGGCAGAGCAAGGGUUAAGGAGCAAGCAAGUAGAUAAUCAAGCUGGCAGCCGUCUCCUUGCUGAAACAUCAAGGCAAUAGUGUGGAGACUUCAUUGUAACCUUAAAGUGACAGGAUGGGAAGAGACCCAGGCAGCUCAUGUAAAAACAACUCUGCUCAGCAAGACUUCCAAAGAGAUCUCUCUGUAGCAGCCAACAGAAGCAACCUACAAGAAAAGUAAGGGAGCAACCAUUCAAACAGGCCAGUUACUCUCAGGCAGCAGCUUCCAAUGUCAACUGACAAAGAUGACUGGAUUCCAGAGCAUGAAACUACGGUUGGUGCUAAAUUUCUACAAAAGGCACGGAAGAGCCCUUUGGUGCCAUUUGGCAUGAUGGGGUUUGUAGCUGUGGCAGCCUAUGGACUUUACCGGCUGAAGGCAAGAGGGAGCAUGAAGAUGUCUGUCCACUUGAUUCACACUCGGUUAGCUGCCCAGACCUGUGUGGUUGGAGCCGUAACACUUGGCGCUGUCUACAGCAUGUACAAAGACUACUUCCCAAAACAAAAAUAAAUGAGACGUGGAUGGCAUUCGUUUGUUCCUUCUCCCUGAAUGGAUUUGAAGACCCCUGUGGCAGCUCCAGCAGGGUUGGGAGAUCAUUUGGUUUACUCUUGCAGGAGAAGCAGGCCCUGCAGCCUCAACUGCUUACUUACAGCUUAUAUGUUUUUCCUUUAAAAUAAGUCCUGAGAAGUAAAGGGGAACCUUAUGGAAACAGAGGAUUGAAAAAGACCCCCAAGGGAUUAUUGAGUAGUCAAUCCCCUGCUGAAGGACAGGAUAAUACUGUCCUUAACAGUUACCUGGCCAACGUCUCCUUAAACCAUUUUUCCCCUUCUCACAACCUGCCUAAGUGUGGAAGAAACUGCCUGCUUUUAUCACACUAAAGUUAUAACCCUGUGUUGGUAAAAAGAGGGGGGGGGAACCAAAUGCUACAAAAUAUAAUUCAGAAUUAAGCAUGUAAAUUGCACAUAUGCACAUAAAGAGCAAAUUCACACUGACGAGAAAUGAUUCGCCCAAUUCUGACCGCAACGAUCCCUUCUUUAAUGCAAACCACUUGUCUUGUGAAGUUCUGCGCUGUAUAGUUUCCAUUUUUAAUUACCUUUGUAACUAAGCCUGUUUUCCAGUGGCUCCACCUUGCACAUGACUUAAGGGCAAUGGUAAUAUCUACUGUCAUUAUUUCAAAUAUAAUCAGAAAAUACCUUGCUUAAAAAGGCAUUAAAAUGCACAUAUUUGGUAAA
Rhineura floridana is the source of this 1276-nucleotide messenger RNA. It is a transcript of the gene HIGD1B, whose product is annotated as HIG1 hypoxia inducible domain family member 1B. The record is from RefSeq and is a predicted model, not a curated record. Gene Ontology annotation, cellular component: mitochondrion. NCBI's taxonomy places the organism in Eukaryota, Metazoa, Chordata, Lepidosauria, Squamata, Rhineuridae. The transcript is spliced from 4 exons. The coding region runs from base 276 to 554 and encodes 92 amino acids. Gene Ontology annotation, biological process: mitochondrial respirasome assembly.